Messenger RNA from Macadamia integrifolia, 1544 nucleotides. RefSeq names its product probable dolichyl-diphosphooligosaccharide--protein glycosyltransferase subunit 3B. The coding region runs from base 205 to 1254 and encodes 349 amino acids. NCBI's taxonomy places the organism in Eukaryota, Viridiplantae, Streptophyta, Magnoliopsida, Proteales, Proteaceae. The record is from RefSeq and is a predicted model, not a curated record. The transcript has a single exon. Gene Ontology annotation, cellular component: oligosaccharyltransferase complex.
GAGUGAAGAGAGAUGGAUACGUAUGAAAGCAAAAGGAAUGGUUUUUGGAUCUUUACAUGCACGUCCAGGUGAACGUACGUCCAGCGGAUAUAAACUCCUAGAUGUCGUCCUCGAUCUUCCUCUUUCAUUACAGAUUGCGUACUCUCUCCCCCUAAACGAAAACGAAGCCUCCACCAUUCUUCGAUAAUUGCUGAGGUAAAGGAAAUGGCGAUUUUGGGGAAACCUUCUCUUCGCAUUCACGUCCUCCUCUUCGUCGCUUUCUAUUUUUCUUUCGCUAACGUCAAAGUUUCAUCCGAAUCGGACGCAGACAGAGUUGACGAGCUACUGAGUCUUCAAUCCAUAUCAAAAUCCGGCGUAAUCCAUCUCGAUGACCAUAGCCUUAGGCGCUUCAUCACAUCUGCAAAACCCAGAUCCUACUCUCUCGUCAUCUUCUUCGACGCAGUUCAACUUCACGACAAGCAUGAACUUCACCUUCAAGAGCUCCGAGCAGAGUUCGACCUCGUCGCAUCCACUUUCAUCAAGAACAAUAAAGACAUACCAGCCCAAUCCAAGCUCUUCUUCUGCGUCAUCGAAUUCAAGGAAUCCCAGUCUAGCUUCGCCCUCUUCGCCGUCAAUACCCUCCCUCACGUUCGCCAUGUCGGGCCUCAGAUCCAGAAUCUGAAGGAUUCCGAAUCCAUGGACCAGAACGACUUCGCCAGGAUUGCAGACUCCAUGGCCGAAUUCGUCGAGGCUAAGACGAGUCUAACGGUUGGACCAAUCGAACGACCUCCGCUUCUCUCCAAGAAGCAGUUAGGGUUUUUGUUGACGUUGACUGUGAUAUGGGCUCCUUUCAUCGUGAAGAGGCUUCUGGUUGGGGAUACUCUCCUUCAAAGUCCUAGAUUGUGGGUAUUGUUCGCGGUGUUCGUUUACUUCCUCAGCGUUUCUGGGACAAUGCACAAUAUAAUUCGGAAGAUGCCCAUGUUCUUGGCGGACCGGAACGACCCUUCGAAGCUCAUCUUCUUCUAUCAGGGUUCAGAGAUGCAACUAGGUGCAGAGAGUUUCGCAGUUGGGUUCUUGUAUACCGCCGUGGGACUGUUGUUGGCCUUCACAACGCAUCUUCUUGUUCGGGUGCGGAAUGUGACGGUGCAGAGGGUUUUUAUGAUUAUCGCGCUUUUGGUUUCGCUUUGGGCUGUGAAGAAGGUCAUCUAUUUAGAUAACUGGAAGACAGGAUACGGUGUUCAUGGAUUCUGGCCCUCUAGUUGGAAAUUGCGUUGAGUUGUCCUGUAUUUUGCGCUAGAAUUAAAUUUUAACGGAUUGGGAACUUGGGUCUUUUACAGCAAUAUACGAAAAGUUUAGUAUUUUAUCUCUGGUUUAGAGUAUCCAUUUUGAUUAGAACAGUAAUUCAGUUUAGAAAGUUGAAUCCAUUUUGGUUAGAACAAUAUUACAGUUUAGAAAGUUGAAUUCAUUUUUUUUCAAAGAAGUUUGGCUUGGGUCCAUUUGAUUCUGCUUUAGGUAUUUGAUGGUGUAAGAUUUGUUCUAGUUAUGAAAAUGUUCUGUUCUUGUUA